ACACGAUUUGCGUACACAAAUUUACGGUUGGUAGUAUUGUACGAUGAUUUUAUGUCGGUUGGCAUUUUGGAAUGCCACGUCGGAGAUCAGUUCCGAGACCGCCACCGGGCUGCGCCAUCGGGAUGUGCCGCAUCGGGAUGCGCCUAUGCCUGCGUCACGUAUCAUUGCACGAGAGUUGUCCAACUAUCAGUAACUAUUAUAGACUCAUUUCUUUCACCUUCGUUUGAUCUUGUCAGUAUUUUCAAAAUAACAAUAAAGAAUGGCUGACAACGAAACAGCAAAUACUCCAACGUCAGGUGUACAGCCUGUUGUUUCUUUGAAAAUUAUAUUAAAAGUACGCACACCAGAUGGAAUGUUUAUGCACUUCAAAAUUGCAAGGGCUACUCCACUUGGGAAAUUAAUGCAGAAAUAUUGUGAAAGAUAUAUUUUAGAGUUGACGAAUGUCAUAUUCCGAUUCAAUGGAAGAAGAGUUGCUACCACUGAUACUGCAGCAUCGCUACACAUAGAAGAUGGUGACAGUCUUGAUGCUUUUCACUCUACAAAAUAACUACCUAUUUAAUUAUAUAUCUAAUUCUAAAUAUAAGGUGUAUUAAAUAUAUUUUGGAUAAAAUAUAUAAUGAAUACUUUAUAAGUCAACGUUUUUAUUCUUACUAUUAUUAUUAUUUCCAUAUUUCUCUAGCUGAACAAGAAUGUUUUGAUUUCAUCAAUAAGGUUUUUUGGUUAAUAUUAUUAUUUUAAAUGAUUCAUUCAAUUGUGUAUAUUCUGCUAUCAUUAUUGGUGUUA
This is a messenger RNA of Myzus persicae (green peach aphid), 783 nucleotides long. RefSeq names its product small ubiquitin-related modifier 2-A-like. Gene Ontology annotation, molecular function: protein tag activity; ubiquitin-like protein ligase binding. The transcript is spliced from 3 exons. Gene Ontology annotation, biological process: protein sumoylation. The record is from RefSeq and is a predicted model, not a curated record. Gene Ontology annotation, cellular component: nucleus. Lineage: Eukaryota; Metazoa; Arthropoda; Insecta; Hemiptera; Aphididae. Bases 260 to 547 code for a protein of 95 amino acids.